AUGGUGGCACAGGAGCUCUGUGCCAGGCUGGACGUGCCUGAAGUGGGCCAGUUGCCCGCAAGAGCACACCCCUUCGGCCAGCCUCGCCCUCCCAGAGAGGGCCCUGUCCUCCGGCCCAGAGCGAUUCACGUGAAGUUCCACCGCUUUGAGAUACCAAAAGGUGGUGUUCAUGCAGCACAUUUACUUUUGCUGGUAACCAGCAUUCUAAUUGCAGUGAAGGUCUCCAGAAUUAACAUGAAUGAGACAGUAGAAAGACCUCAAGAAGAUGUUGCAAGGGCAAUUGAGUUACUGGAGAAACUGCAAGAAUCUGGAGAAGUACCAGUACACAAGCUACAGUCCCUAAAGAAGGUGCUGCAGAGUGAGUUUUGUACAGCUAUCAGAGAGGUGUAUCAAUACAUGCAUGAAACCAUAACUGUUAAUGGCUGCCCCGAAUUCCGAGCCAGGGCCACUGCAAAGGCAACAGUUGCUGCUUUUGCUGCAAGUGAAGGCCAUUCACACCCGCGAGUGGUGGAGCUGCCAAAGACUGAUGAAGGCCUGGGCUUUAAUGUCAUGGGAGGAAAGGAACAAAAUUCACCUAUUUACAUUUCUCGCAUUAUUCCUGGAGGAGUGGCAGAAAGGCAUGGAGGGCUCAAACGGGGGGACCAGCUGCUUUCGGUUAAUGGAGUGAGCGUGGAAGGAGAACACCACGAGAAGGCGGUGGAGCUGCUGAAGGCGGCUAAGGACAGCGUCAAGCUGGUGGUACGCUACACUCCCAAGGUGCUGGAGGAGAUGGAGGCUCGCUUCGAAAAGCUGAGAACAGCCCGGCGCCGGCAACAGCAGCAAUUGCUCAUUCAGCAGCAGCAACAGCAGCAAACUACACAGCAAAACCAUAUGUCGUAG
Messenger RNA from Pygoscelis adeliae (Adelie penguin), 879 nucleotides. It is a transcript of the gene LIN7A, whose product is annotated as lin-7 homolog A (C. elegans). Gene Ontology annotation, cellular component: synapse; basolateral plasma membrane; cell-cell junction. Bases 1 to 879 code for a protein of 292 amino acids. The transcript is spliced from 6 exons. The record is from RefSeq and is a predicted model, not a curated record. Gene Ontology annotation, molecular function: L27 domain binding. Gene Ontology annotation, biological process: protein localization to basolateral plasma membrane; maintenance of epithelial cell apical/basal polarity; neurotransmitter secretion. NCBI's taxonomy places the organism in Eukaryota, Metazoa, Chordata, Aves, Sphenisciformes, Spheniscidae.